ACACCUCCCCUCCGCCAGCUGAAACAAUGGUCUUUACCGACUCUUCUUCUCGCAUCAGGAAUUUGUAACGUGCCAUAUUUUUACCAAUGGGUAUAUCUGGAGAACCAAAUGUCACCGCGGAACAGGGCAAUUUCAAGUUUUUGAAAAUGCCAGCGGUUUAUGCAGCCGCACCUUUCAUUGAAGAUUUCUUGUCGCUGCGUUUUGCCAUUGAAGCUUCAUCCUAGGACUGGAUUGGCUGCCUAUGGUCCCAGCUGUGCGAUUUCGUUAGCUCGCAGAGACCGCAGUUGUCGUUGAUCCAUUGAAGGAGCCUACAUACAGUAAGUAGCCUAAAGGAAAAAAACGGCGUGAUGAUGUGCGAGGUGAUGCCCACUAUCAGCGAGGACACGGCUCAGCGGGGCUCCCAGAGCAGCGCCUCGGACCCAGACUCCCACUUUGAGCAGCUGAUGGUCAACAUGCUGGAUGAGAGAGACCGCCUGCUGGACACGCUGAGGGAGACCCAGGAGAGCCUGGGGAUGUCCCAGCAGCACCUGGAGGACGUUAUCUACGACCGGGACUCACUGCAGCGCCAGCUCAGCUCCGCCCUGCCACAGGAGUUUGCAGCCCUGACCAAGGAGCUGAACGUGUGCAGAGAGAACCUUCUGGAGAAGGAGGAGGAGAUCUCUGAGCUCAAGGCCGAGAGGAACAACACCAGGUUGCUUCUGGAGCAUCUGGAGUGCCUGGUGUCCAGGCAUGAGCGGUCACUGCGUAUGACCGUGGUCAAGCGGCAGGCCCAGUCCCCCUCAGGCGUGUCCAGUGAGGUGGAGGUCCUCAAAGCGCUCAAGUCCCUGUUCGAGCACCACAAAGCUCUAGACGAGAAGGUGAGGGAGAGACUGCGGGUGUCGCUAGAGAGGGUCUCUGCAUUGGAGGAGGAUCUAACAUCAGCCAACCAGGAGAUUGUGGCCUUACGGGAGCAGAAUGCCCACAUCCAGAGGAAGGUGGCGUCAGGGGACGGGUCAGAGGACAUGCUGGAGGGCACUGAUGCCAGCCAGAAGGUACAUAGCAAGCGCCUGUCCAACGGCUCCAUGGAGUCGGCCCAUGAGGCGGGCCAGGUGGUGGAGCUGCAGGACCUGCUGGAGAAGCAGAACUAUGAGCUGGCCCAGAUGAAGGAGCGCAUGUCUUCCCUGUCGUCCCGCGUCUCCGAGGUGGAGCAGGAGCUGGACACCGCACGCAAGGACCUCAUCAAGACAGAGGAGAUGAGUACCAAGUACCAGAGGGACAUCAAAGAGGUGAGGAGAGAGGCUAUGUGUCAGAAGGAGGACAUGGAAGAGAGGAUCGUCACUCUGGAGAAGCGGUACCUCAGCGCCCAGAGAGAGUCCACCUCCCUGCACGACAUCAGCGACAAACUGGAGAAUGAGCUGGCCAAUAAGGAAGCCUUCCUCAGACAGAUGGAGGAUAAGAACAGGCAGCUGCUGGAGCGUUUGGAGCUAGCAGAGCAGAAGCUGCAGCAGACCAUGAGAAAGGCUGAGACCCUGCCAGAGGUUGAGGCUGAACUGGCUCAGAGGAUAGCAGCACUCACCAAGUCUGACUCGAGCUCCGCCUCCUCUCCUGAUGAUUAUCAGUUUGUUAUGGAAGCUAAACUCCAAGACAUGAACUCCAUUCUUAGGAAGGCGGAGGAGCGCCACGGCAGCAUCGAGGAACGCAUGAGGCACCUGGAGGGACAGCUGGAGGAGAAGCACCAGGAGCUGCUCAGAGCUCGGCAGAGAGAAAAGAUGAAUGAGGAACACAACAAGCGCCUGUCGGACACGGUGGACAGACUUCUCACAGAGUCCAACGAACGUCUUCAGCUCCACCUGAAAGAGAGGAUGGCUGCUCUGGAAGAGAAGAAUGUUUUAAUACAAGACUCGGAAGGCUACAGAAAACAGUAUGAGGAUUCAAUCCAUGAAAAAACUCAUCUGGCAGAUGAGAUAGACAAGCUGAGAUCAGAGUUGGACCAGUUCCGACUGAGAACAGGCUCACUCACAGAACCCACUCUGUCACGGUAUGGGUCUCACCUGGACACGUCGGGGGAGCUCCGCUUCUCCCUGGGCUCCCUAGCUGAGACCCAGUCAGACCACUACCGGUCAGCCAAGGUCAUCCGCAGGCCCAGGAGAGGACGCAUGGGUCUCCGCAGGGACGAGAGCAAGGCUAAGUCACUGGGGGAGCACGAGUGGCGCUCUCAGCAGCUAGGCAUCCUGGGUAGCCACCCGUUUGAGAGUGAGAUGUCUGACAUGUCGGACAUUGAUGACGAUGACCGGGAGACCAUGUUCAGCUCCAUGGACCUGCUGUCCCCCGGCGGUCACUCAGACGCCCAGACCCUAGCCAUGAUGCUGCAGGAGCAGCUGGACGCCAUUAACAAAGAGAUACGACUGAUCCAGGAGGAGAAGGAGUCGACAGAGCUGCGGGCGGAGGAGAUAGAGAACCGUGUGGCCAGCGUCAGCCUGGAGGGUCUCAACCUGGCCCGUAUGCACCACCCCGGAGCCUCCAUCACCGCCUCGGCCACCGCCUCCUCCCUGGCCUCUUCCUCCCCGCCCAGCGGACACUCCACCCCCAAGCUGGACCACCGCAGCACCGCAGACAUGGAGCGCAUGGGUAUCAUGACACUGCCCAGUGAUCUGAGGAAACACAGGAGAAAGAUUGCGGCCACAGACGAUGACGGCCAGGACAAGGCUACCAUCAAGUGUGAGACGUCCCCUCCCCCCACGCCCCGGACCGUACGCAUGACCCGCACACUGCCAGCCUCCUCACACAAUGAGGCCCGAGGCAUUGCUGCCAGCCUGGAGGCAGAGGCCAGUGCACUGAGCAGCGUAGCCAGCAGUCAGGACUCCAUCAACAAGCAGCCCAAGAAGAAGGGCAUCAAGUCCUCCAUCGGACGCCUGUUUGGCAAGAAGGAGAAGACCAGACUGGCACAGCUGCAUGCCCACAGGGAGGCCAUCGGGCAGAGCCAAGGAGCGUCUGAUCCAGACCUGGGUCAGGACAUGGCUGUGGGGAAGCUGGGGACUCAGGCUGAGAAAGACCGCCGGCUGAAAAAGAAGCACGAGCUGUUGGAAGAGGCGAGGAGGAAAGGCUUACCUUUCGCCCAAUGGGACGGCCCCACAGUGGUGGCCUGGCUGGAGUUGUGGCUGGGGAUGCCCGCCUGGUACGUGGCGGCAUGUCGUGCCAACGUGAAGAGCGGUGCCAUCAUGUCUGCCCUGUCGGACACAGAGAUCCAGAGGGAGAUUGGCAUCAGUAACCCCCUGCACCGCCUCAAACUACGCCUGGCCAUUCAGGAGAUGGUCUCCCUCACCAGUCCAUCUGCUCCGCCAACCUCCAGAACCCCGUCAGGCAAUGUAUGGGUGACCCACGAGGAAAUGGAGACCCUCGCAGCACCCUCCUCGAAAACGAGGUCUGGGGAGUCCGAGGAGGGGAGCUGGGCGCAGACUCUAGCGUAUGGUGACAUGAACCAUGAGUGGAUAGGAAACGAGUGGUUGCCCAGUCUAGGACUACCUCAGUACCGCAGCUACUUCAUGGAGUGUCUGGUGGACGCCCGCAUGCUGGACCACCUCACCAAGAAGGACCUCCGGGUGCAUCUCAAAAUGGUGGACAGCUUUCACAGGACGAGUUUGCAGUAUGGUAUCAUGGGUCUGAAGAAGCUCAACUAUGACAGGAAAGAGCUGGAGAGACGCAGAGAGCACAGCCAGCAUGAAAUGAGAGACGUGCUGGUGUGGAGCAACGAGCGGGUGAUUCGCUGGGUCCAGAGCAUCGGUCUAAAGGACUAUGCCAAUAUCCUGCUAGAGAGCGGCGUGCACGGGGCCCUGGUCGCCCUCGACGACAACUUUGACCACACCAGCCUGGCGCUGCUCAUCCAGAUCCCCAACCAAAGCACUCAGGCACGUCAGAUUCUGGAGAGGGAAUAUAAUAACCUGCUAGCCCUGGGCACCGAGAGACGACUGGACGAGUAUGAAGAUAAUGACCUCCGGGGGCCAUCGUGGAGGAGGCAGUUCCCCCCGAGGGACGUCCACGGGAUCAGUAUGAUGCCCGGCUCGGCAGAGACCCUCCCCGCUGGCUUCCGCGUGACCACCGGCUCACACUCCCGUAGGCUACCCCCCGAAGGUGAGCUCCCCCACAGACCCCCUGCAUGGCCAAGACCCCCACAAAGUAGACCUAACAAUUAAACUAGCGCCUCCAGUUUAGGGCACUUAGCAUGGAUGAAUGUAAAUUGCUAAAAAUGCCAACUUGGAUGGUAAAAUUGCACUCAUCAAACACUUAUAAAAAUGGCUAGCUGCCACAAAAUGUAUUUGAUUAAGAUUGUACCUGGGUGCAUUUCAUUUCUGUGUUAGAGUUUGGGGGGGGGUCCUCUUGCCCCUCUCUUUACUUGGGUCUCUCUCCCCAUCACACUCUCUCCCGUCUAUCGGUGUAUGGAUGGAGCAUGUUGCUGACUAUACAUGUAUUUUCUCUGCUCUGGGACUGCUGCUCUGUGUGCAGUGCUCUAUGAGGCGCUGGAUGACAGUCCUGACUAUACCUGUAUUUUCUCUGCUCUGGGACCGCUGCUCUGUGUGCAGUGCUCUAUGAGGCGCUGGAUGACAGUCCUGACGACAUGUAUUUGGACUGGUUUCAAGGUCAGAUAUACUGGCGCUAUACCAUGUGUCCUGCUGUUGGCCUGUGUGCCUUUACGCCCCCCAAAACUCCCCGGUUCCUGCUGUCCACCCUACUGUACCUCCUCUCUUCUCCAACUGUCUUCUCUCUCUACCUCUACUGCUCUGUUCCUCUGUUUCGUUCUGCCCCUGAUGCCAACUACAAGGGUGGCCAUUUGUUUGUCAAGGUUCUCAGUUUGUUAUAGUAGACAUAUUGUGUGUCAAGUAAAUGUUACUCAGGUUGCUGUUAUUAGCACAGUAGUUGUUAGUUGCAGCCUCUGCUGCUGCACCCUUGAAGUUAAAGCAAUGAAUUCCCUAUAUAUAUGUUAGUUGAGCUAUGUUAGCUGAGAUAUGUUAGUUGAGCUAUGUUAAUUCUAUGUUAGUUGAGCUAUUUUAGUUGCCCUGUAAAAGGAGGUUUACAUAAAAGAAUCAUAAAGGUUUAUGAUGGAUAAGAUGGAUGUUUUACAGUUGCCGGUUUGUGUCGCUCCUCGCCCUGUUGUUAAGAGGACGCUGGUCAAAAUCUUCACCUUUUCAAGGGGAUGAGAGAUGUAUUGAAACUUGCGUCUGUGAUUGUGGCCCAGUGAGUUACAGCUGGACUGUAGUACAGCAGGCCGCAUUGUGCCAGAACUCACUCCGGAAUUUUGGACGCAACUUCUGAUACAAGUGAGUCUAUCGCUGACAUCCGAUUGCAGGUUUUGACCAGAGUUCUUCUCUAACACUCUGUCCCCAGUGUAAUCGAGCUGCCUUCCUGUAUCCGCCUCUAUCUGUGGUCCCUGGUCUGUGGUGGUGAUGACAUUAACAGACUUGUUCCUGUACGAGGUGUGAUUCACUCAAAAUGGCCACGUGCACUCCUCCUCUGAGUGUGCGAUGCAAUGUGCCUUGGCUUUGCUAGCUGACAUUUUGACUAACCUCGUUCCCGUGUGUGGUGCGUGUGUGUGUGUGCAGUGUGUUGUAUCCACAGUAUGGUCUACUGUACUCCUAGCCCUUAUCAACUGGUUUCGAGUCAGUUUUGUUUGUCUCUCUCAUUUGUUUGUCCCUCUCACAGUGGACAAUGGGAGCUGAUCCUGUGUCAAUUGUUAUGGGCAUAAAUUGGCCCCUUAGCAGUACAGCGUCUGGACAGCUCUACAGUGAGGACCUACUCCUGCUGAGGGAGGAGAAGCGAGACUGUAAGCUGUAAGUCACACACAUUAUCCCUGUACAAGCUAUAAGUUGCGCAUACACACAUGCUCACACACAAACUCUCCCUCUCUCUUACAUCUGUCGUUCUGCUCAGUGAGAGCAAAUGACUGUGAGAAAUUGGAACGGGGUGAGAGGGUAACUUGUCUUUACAGAUAACCAUGUUUGCUUGGAGAGGAGAGUCCCUGCUCUAGUGCAGACAUUCAUGAUCAGAUGAUAGGAGUCAAAGGCAGCAGCAUGAGGCGUCCUCACUCUGUUGUCCCUCCUUUAAUCUCUGUCCAGCACAGACAACUACAGCCACAGUACACAUGGAGCUGUAUUCCACAUCAGGUAACUGAUGCAAGCAGUAGAAUCAGAUUAUUUUUUAAACAGAUAAAAAUACACCUUAUGAAACAGCUGGGACUGUGAAGAGACACACACAGGUAGUAUAGCGGUAAUAUACAUGUUGUAUUGUAGAUAUGUAGUGGUGUAAUACUGUUAUAUGAUGUACUGUUUUAUCUUUUUUUCAUGUGUGAUGUAAGUGCCUUAAUGUGUUUGGACCCCAGGAAGAGUAGCUGCUGCCUUGGCAGGAACUAAUGGGGAUCCCUAAUAAAUACAUGAAUACCCCUGAAUGCCAAGGUCCAGAUACUGUAUGUAGAGAAGGUCUUACUGUACCUUGGAGCUGCUGGACGGGUCCUCCUGCCUGGAACAAACAUUCUGACGAGACGCACUGCCAAGAAGCACCCCCCUACCCACCCACCCACCCACCAAAAAGAGAGGGGGGGAGGGGGGCAGCGAGGGGUGCCUCCUGCCAAGCCGCCCCCCUCUGCACUUACAAGUCAAGGCCCCCUGAAACCUGGGCAGCAGCUGCCGGUGCUACUUUCCUUCUGUCUGUCCUGUUGUCACCGUUUCUACCUUUUACAUGUACAAUAACUUGUUGAAGCAUAAUGUACUGUGUAUUUCUUCUACCAGGAGAUGUGUAGGUUUUCUGUAAAUUAAUAUAAAUAUGAGUUUUUUUAUAUAUACAUAUAUAUAUAAAUAUAUACACAUCUAUAUUACAAAAAAGAAAAGAUAUUCAGAGUUUGUGCAAAUAAACCCCCCCCCCUUCCCAUUUCAAGUCCAUGACCUUGGUUAAACUAUGCUGCUCUUUGAACAUUUCUCCAUCAUUCCCUGAGAGACCAUUUUGUACAUAGUUAUUUUCCAUUGUGCAGAUAAACUGUGUUUUCACCUUGGAGAGACUGUCCAUCUGGUCGCCACGUGACCCCCCCCCCCCCCCCCCCCCCAGCUGGUAAAGCCUGCCCUCUAGUGGAGUGUACAGCCCCAUGUAUCUGAGUCACCAGCCACAGCCCAACACCUCACAAUCAUGACGGAGCCCAUCUCAUAGCAAAGCAUUCUGGGAGGAGGACACAGAAACGCACUGUGACAUCUACUGAUGAUGUGACAAGCACUUUGAUACAGAAACUGUGGACUACAGCCACAGACUAAAAGAUAGACUCCUCUGUAGCUACUGAGCUCAGAGAUGAACUAACAACAGGAACACUCUUCAUCAGAUGAUCUCACUCACCUACAGUACCUUGACCAUAAACCCCUACAUGAAGAAACUCAAGCUGGACUUUUUUUAUUUUGUCGUGAGGUCUGACUCAGCAUCGCUGAGAAAUAACUGAAAGACAGACUGCUUAACUCAGUGUGCGUAGUAGAGUGUAUAUGAACAUGUCGAAGUGAGGUAAAUUUUAAUGACAAACCUGUUGCUUGCUGUGACAUUGGUGUAACUGUUAACUCUUUGUUUUUGUCUGAGUUGCCAGGGAAACCUAUUGUACAGCCCUCCUACCUGUCUUUGAGUUAUUUCUGCUGGAGUACUUGAUCAAGUUUGACUUUUUUGUUGAUUUUUACAUCCUCGAUUUGCACAAACAAAGAAUCAUUUUAUUUUGUGUCCAUUUUUUAUUCAUUGCUAAUUGUAUUUUGGUCAAAACUAAGUGUUGAUCAAACAAAUUUUCAUUGCCAAUAAAAUAAAAACUGUCAGUGAAGUAA
Molecule: messenger RNA, 7811 nt
Organism: Salvelinus fontinalis (brook trout)
Lineage: Eukaryota; Metazoa; Chordata; Actinopteri; Salmoniformes; Salmonidae
Product: liprin-alpha-2-like
Exons: 32
Coding region: 348-4169 (1273 amino acids)
Biological process (GO): synapse organization
Cellular component (GO): presynaptic active zone
Molecular function (GO): protein binding
Source: RefSeq, a predicted model, not a curated record